GGAUUUCUUUCUAUCUCAGAUCUUAUGGACACGGCACGGUUGCACGGUCCGUCAUCUGCUGCUCUUUUUUUUCCCUCUCAACUAACCAAACCAAGAAUAGCAGUGGAGUAAGUACAGUACUUAAUUAAGUUACUAAUCUAUUCCCGCCCGAGAAACCGUUUCAUUUGAUCUACAACAGUCGCAAAAAUGAAGACCAUAACAGCAGAGCCGUAUCUCGAUAUCCAUUGCGGACUCGGCGAGGGCCCUUUCUGGGAAGAGAACAAGAAUGUCCUCCGCUUUGUGGAUAUCAUGAACAAAUCGAUCUGGUAUGUCGACUUGACCGUCGGCCCGGCGUCCGCACGCCACCACGAAUAUGAAUACUCUAUCGGAGUAACUUGCGAUCUGGAGGGAGUAGAGGAUAAGAUCCUCUUUGGCGGUAAGCAUGGAGUCGGUGUCGCCGAGAAGCACAGUAGCAAAUACCGCUACAUCCAGCGCUUCUGGACUCCGGAAGAGGUCGAAAAGGGUAAUGAGGAGCGGAUGAGAGCCAACGAUGGUGCGAUUGACAGCCAGGGUCGAUUCUGGGUCAGCGCAUUCAACGAUCCGUCGAUCACCAAGUUGGAACCAGUUGGAGUCCUGUUCAGACUCGAUACAGAUGGAUCCUUCCAUCGCAUGGUCGAGGGACUCACCAUCCCCAACGGUACCAGCUGGAGUCUAGAUGAUAAGACCAUGUACUUCACGGACUCCGGAGCCCAGACCAUCUACGCUUAUGACUUUGAUGCCGCCACGGGUAACAUCUCCAAUAAGCGUGUCUUCUUCCGCGUUGAAGAGGAGGGCUGUGCUCCCGAUGGCCACGCUAUGGACGUCGAGGGCAACAUCUGGGUUGCCAUCUGGGGUGGUUGGAAGGUUGUCCGCGUCAACCCUGAAGGCAAAGUUACCGCUGAGAUUAAGGUGCCAACUCGGUGUCCUACAUGCGCUGUUAUCGCAGGAGAGGAUAUCUACAUUACAAGCGAAGCUGAUCCGGAAGUUGACAAGUACCCGGAAUCGAAGCGGUACAGUGGUGGAGUGUUCAAGGCUUAUAUUGGAAUUCCAGGCAAACGUCCCAAUAAGGCGCGUGUGCCUAUAGGUAGGAAGUGAAAAAUCCGUUGAUGUUAUUUUAUCACUCC
Paecilomyces variotii is the source of this 1142-nucleotide messenger RNA. RefSeq lists its product as hypothetical. Gene Ontology annotation, molecular function: calcium ion binding; gluconolactonase activity. Lineage: Eukaryota; Fungi; Ascomycota; Eurotiomycetes; Eurotiales; Thermoascaceae. The record is from RefSeq and is a predicted model, not a curated record. The coding region runs from base 187 to 1113 and encodes 308 amino acids. Gene Ontology annotation, biological process: L-ascorbic acid biosynthetic process. The transcript is spliced from 6 exons.